CAUCGCUUCCCAUCCCACAAGCCUUCCAAAACAAUGGUGAGCCUCUUCUCUACCUCGCUCGCGUUCACGAUGCACAACCACGCGCGGCUGAGCAGCCCCGCAUCGGCACGCGCUCCCGUCGUGUCGAUGAAUAGCCUCGAGUACAAAUUCGUCUACGAGCAGGCUGGCUCCAACGCCAAGCCGGCGGGCUAUGGAAAGGGCGACAUGAAAUUUGACAGGCAGACCCCUGCUCCUGCCUAUCCGAAGCGGUCGUGGGCGAGCACGCUCGUGUACGAGUCGGCGGGUGCCAACGCCAAGCCGCUCGGCGACGGCAAGGGCAACUCGCCAGACGCGCCCGCCAAGCCGGCGAUGCCCGCGCAGGUCGCCUACCCGGCGCUGGAGCAGGAGUUUGUUUAUAACUCGGCCGCCGCGCGCGCGACGCCGUUCGGCGACGGGAAGGGCAACGGCCCCGCGACGGCGCUGGUCGGGCAGGUCGUGCCAACCUCGCUCGGCAAGGCCAACUCGCUCGAGUAUGACUUCGUCUAUGAGCAGGCAGCCGCCGCCGCCGCACCGCUCGGCGACGGAAAGGCGAACUAGAGGCCGAGCUGGCCCCCACUCGCCCGCAUGGCCGCCCGCUGCACGCACUUCCGGCCCGCCGCAGCCUCGCCCCGGCUGGGCGGCGAGAGGAGGACAGGCCGGAGCCGGUGCGAGGAGCAGGCGGCAGGAGGGAGGCUCUGCUCCUGGCCCGGCUUCUCUUCGGCGAACGCGGAGCGCGGCAUAAGCCGCCUCCCCCCAGCGCUGCUCUGUACAUGUAGCCAUGCUUCGCUUUGAUGACUGUGUUUCUGCUCCGAUGGGUCUGAGAGCGCUACGUUGUGUGGCCCGCCUGUGUGUUUUUGGGCGGUUGUCGUUGAUGGGGAUCUGUUUGAUCACACUGUCACUGAGCCGAUGCGUCGAGAGUUCCACGGACACUCAGGUUUUGUGUUGUGACGCACACAUGAACUAAUAGUAAAACGUAUGUCAUGCUG
Molecule: messenger RNA, 1004 nt
Organism: Emiliania huxleyi CCMP1516
Lineage: Eukaryota; Haptophyta; Isochrysidales; Noelaerhabdaceae
Exons: 2
Coding region: 34-576 (180 amino acids)
Source: RefSeq, a predicted model, not a curated record